AAGCAGCUGUUUUUUGUUUUUUUUUCUCAGGAUGAUUUGCGGACAGAUGGCAGAGGAUGUGAAGACUACAGAGGGAUUGAAGUGGAGACUGAUGUUGUGUCAAACACUACUGGAUCUGCCCGCGUAAAAAUUGGUCACACAGAUGUACUGGUUGGAGUCAAAGCAGAAAUGGCGACACCUAAGUUAGAGCGGCCAUGUGAAGGGUUCUUGGAGUUUUUUGUGGACUGUUCGGCAAACGCAACUCCAGAGUUUGAAGGUCGUGGGGGAGACGAGCUUGGCACAGAAAUUGCAAAUACGCUGUACAAGAUAUUUGAUAACAAGAGCAGUAUUGACCUUGAAUCCCUUUGCAUUUUGCCAAGAGAGCACUGCUGGGCCCUUUAUAUUGAUGUUCUGGUUUUACAAUGUGGCGGAAACCUUUUUGAUACAAUGUCUGUUGGUGUGAAGGCAGCAUUAUUUAAUACAAGGAUUCCUAAAGUGAGUGUUUUGGAAGAUGAAACGGGAACCAAAGAAAUUGAACUGUCAGAUGAUCCUUAUGACUGCAUGCGGCUAAAUGUAGAAGAUGUUCCGUGUAUUGUCACACUUUGCAAAAUAGGUCACCGACACGUGGUAGAUGCCACCUUGCAGGAAGAAGCCUGCUCUUUGGCCAGCAUCCUGGUUGCUAUAAACAUCAAAGGCACCCUGACUUGCAUGAGAAAAAUGGGCAAAGGAAGCUUGGAUCCUGAAUGCAUCUUUGAGAUGAUUGAGGUAAAGACAUGA
Staurois parvus is the source of this 756-nucleotide messenger RNA. Lineage: Eukaryota; Metazoa; Chordata; Amphibia; Anura; Ranidae. The record is from the annotation of a GenBank genome assembly.